Messenger RNA from Manihot esculenta (cassava), 1102 nucleotides. RefSeq names its product protein PATRONUS 1. The record is from RefSeq and is a predicted model, not a curated record. The coding region runs from base 171 to 911 and encodes 246 amino acids. The transcript has 5 exons. Gene Ontology annotation, biological process: regulation of mitotic cell cycle. NCBI's taxonomy places the organism in Eukaryota, Viridiplantae, Streptophyta, Magnoliopsida, Malpighiales, Euphorbiaceae.
AUAGCAGGAUGCUCAAUUUCAAGACCCAUCUCCAAAAACUGCCGAGAACUGAGAUACUCGGAGAGAAAGCGAAGAACUCGGGAAAUUGGCUACCUAUUAUUGUGAGAAGAAGCAAGAAAUCAGAACCCAAUUAUUAUUGAUUUGAUACAUUUUCUCAUAAAUUCUGACCAAUGGCAUCACGAGCUGGGGCUGUGGUUCAGGAUCAGAAUAUUAAUAUCCACUAUAAUGAUGCUUAUGUUGGCCAGGCCAAUGCCUCCAAAGCACCAAGGAAAGGAAUGCUUGGUGGAAGGACACCACUUGGUGAUUUGUCAAAUUCAGUGAAGUCUUCUCUGAAUCAGGCAUCAAAGAAGCAGCACUCUAGCAUUUUCUCCUUGUCUGAGAAACAGAGUGGUGUCUCUCAAACUGCACUUGCUGCAACCAAGAAGAAGAGUACAUCUAUAGCCGCGGGGAAAGUGCAUACCAGUAGUAGGAAAGCGCUUUCUGACAUUUCAAAUUCUGGGAAGCCGAACCUGAAUGAGGGGUCAAAGAAGAAGUACAAUGCAAACUUAAGUGUUGUGGCAGAGGAGUUAAUUGAUGCAAAUACAAUUGCAGUGGAAAAGUUUCUGCACAAUCAUCAGGAAUGUAUCAAAGCACAAGCAAAAGCCAUGGACUUGGAUAAAUUUUUACAGACACUUGGACUGGACAAUGGCUUUUCAAAACAGCAGGCAAAUCCCAAGUCAACUAGGGUGACGGCUGAGACUCCCCUAAGGCACUUGAAACUGAAAGAGAUGACAGAGCAGCUGUUUGAAGAUGGAUCCUGGAAACACAAGGUGACUAGCAAAGUUGAUUCUCCACCUGCUUGCAGAACUCCAAAAUCACCAAAGCAUUUUAUGGAUGUUGACUACAAGUUCAAGUUGUUAGAAUCCCCAUAGAAUCCCCAUGUGUUUGUUAGAUAGUAAUUUUGAUGAAAUCAUGUGAUGUCUAGCAUUUUGCAUUCUCCUUUGGAUUGGAGAGAAAAUUAUGCCAGAUGUAGAUAACAGGCUAUUGUAGAAUGUUGCAGCAGUUAUUAAGUCAUUUAAAAAUUAUCAGUAAAAAAACCUUCAUCAUCUAUCAAUUAGUACAA